AUGCCCCUGACCCGUUCCUUAUCGAUGACGUCACUGAGCGGUCUGCCUCUGUGGGAUGAGGAAGAUCUACCUGUAGACGACCUGCUGCUGUUUGAGGUAGCCUGGGAGGUCACUAAUAAAGUGGGUGGGAUCUACACAGUUAUCCAGACCAAGGCCAAGAUAACAGUGGAUGAAUGGGGGGAGAACUUAUUCAUGAUGGGGCCGUACUACGAACACAACUUUAACACCCAGGUGGAGCAGUGUGAGCCCCCCAACCCAGCCAUCAAGAAAGCAAUGAGCGCCCUCAUUGACAACGGCUGCCUGGUGUACUUUGGGCGCUGGCUGAUCGAGGGCAGUCCCUAUGUGAUCCUAUUUGACACGGGGUCAGCAGCCUGGAACCUGGACCGAUGGAAGGGGGAUCUGUGGGACACCUGUGGUAUCGGCCUGCCCGCCCAUGACAAAGAGGCCAACGACUCACUCAUCUUCGGAUCCAUGGUUGCCUGGUUCUUUAAAGAGUUAACCGGCGAGCUUGGAGACUCGCCCAAUGUUAUCGCCCAUUUCCAUGAGUGGCAGGUAGGGGCAGGACUUAUUCUCUGUCGCUCACGGAAGAUUCCCUUGGCAACCAUUUUCACAACCCAUGCCACUCUGUUGGGAAGAUACAUCUGUGCCGGAAAUGUUGACUUCUACAACAACCUUGGCAAGUUCAACAUAGACCAGGAGGCUGGUGAGAGGCAGAUCUACCAUCGCUACUGUCUGGAGAGAGCUGCUGUCCACUGUGCCCAUGUCUUUACAACUGUAUCCCAGAUCACUGCUGUAGAGGCUAACCACAUGCUGCACAGGAAACCAGAUGUGGUGACUCCAAACGGAUUGAACAUCAAGAAGUUCUCAGCCAUGCACGAGUUCCAGAACCUUCAUUCCACUAAUAAGGGCCGGAUUCAGGAAUUCAUCAGGGGACACUUCUAUGGUCAUCUGGACUUCAAUCUGGAGAAAACUCUCUUCUUCUUUAUUGCUGGACGAUAUGAGUUCUCCAACAAGGGAGUUGACAUCUUCCUGGAGUCACUGUCCAGACUCAACUAUCUGCUAAGGGUGCAUAAGAAUGACGUCACAGUGGUGGUGUUCUUCAUCAUGCCAGCCAAGACCAACAACUUUAACGUGGAGACGCUGAAGGGUCAGGCAGUACGCAAACAGCUCUGGGACACUGCUCACACUGUGAAAGAUAAGUUUGGCAAGAGGCUUUAUGAGGCAUUGUUAAAAGGAGACAUCCCUGAUAUGAACACCAUCCUGGACAGAGACGACUUCACCAUCAUGAAGAGAGCCAUCUAUGCCACACAGAGACACACCCUUCCUCCAGUGACCACUCACAACAUGCUGGAUGACACCUCCGACCCCAUCCUGGCCAACGUGAGACGCAUCGGCCUCUUCAACGCUCGCACUGACCGAGUCAAGAUAGUGUUCCACCCAGAGUUCCUGUCGUCCACCAGUCCCCUGCUUCCUAUGGACUAUGAGGAGUUUGUACGAGGCUGUCACCUGGGGGUCUUCCCUUCUUACUACGAGCCCUGGGGAUACACACCAGGUGAGUGUACUGUGAUGGGGAUACCCAGUGUGACCACCAACCUGUCUGGCUUCGGCUGCUUCAUGGAGGAACAUGUGUCAGACCCCACGGCAUACGGGAUCUACAUAGUGGACCGGCGGUUCCGCUCGGCAGAUGACUCGUGUAACCAGCUGACCCAGUUCAUGUUCGGGUUCUGCCAGCAGUCCAGACGACAGCGCAUCAUCCAGAGGAACCGCACAGAGAGACUGUCGGACCUGCUGGACUGGAGGUACCUGGGACGGUUCUACAUGCACGCCCGGAGCCUGGCUCUCAGCAGGGCUUUCCCUGACAAGUUCAAGAUGGAGCCGCUGGCCCCGCCACAGACAGAGGGAUUCCGUUACCCCCGCCCCGGCUCUGUGCCCCCCUCCCCCUCGGCGUCGGUGCACUCCACCCCCCACCACAGUGAUGAGGAGGAUGAUGACGAAGAGCCGUAUGAUGAAGAUAAGGAGGCGGAGAGGGACAGGCAGAACAUCAAAGCCCCAUUCACUCUGGGUGCCAUGCCCGAGGGCAAGAAGACACACCCAGGAGAGUCUGCCAACUGAGAGAUCUCUCGCUACUUGCCUGGGAUGGCCAACCCUGGUCUUUGAGAGCUGCAGUAUGUGGAGGUUUUUGUUCCAGCCCAGAACGUACAAUAUUAGCUCUGUUGUAGGGACACUGAGUCUCAAGUAGCUGUUACACAUACUACCUAUGUAUAUUUUCUAAGAGAAAAUGCCUAAUCUUUUGAUGCUAAAAGUCCCCUCACGCCCAUAGGAUAUGAGACAUGAAUAGUUUAAUCAAUAGUUAUAUAUCAGGAAUUGCAUUGAGAGGUCUCUCUCAAACCUAGUCCUGAACACAUUACUUCUAUGAUCAGAUACCCCCAGACAAGUGUUGCUAUGAAUUUUAAAUAAUUUUAUUCCACAUUUUAUUAAAUAAUACAUUCAAACAUUUUCA
Messenger RNA from Salvelinus namaycush (lake trout), 2500 nucleotides. RefSeq names its product glycogen synthase 2 (gene gys2). Gene Ontology annotation, biological process: glycogen biosynthetic process. NCBI's taxonomy places the organism in Eukaryota, Metazoa, Chordata, Actinopteri, Salmoniformes, Salmonidae. The record is from RefSeq and is a predicted model, not a curated record. The coding region runs from base 1 to 2112 and encodes 703 amino acids. Gene Ontology annotation, molecular function: alpha-1,4-glucan glucosyltransferase (UDP-glucose donor) activity. Gene Ontology annotation, cellular component: cytoplasm. The transcript is spliced from 16 exons.